Saccostrea echinata is the source of this 1248-nucleotide messenger RNA. RefSeq lists its product as uncharacterized. The transcript has 8 exons. Bases 1 to 1092 code for a protein of 363 amino acids. The record is from RefSeq and is a predicted model, not a curated record. Lineage: Eukaryota; Metazoa; Mollusca; Bivalvia; Ostreida; Ostreidae.
AUGCCCUCGAAAGUGAUCUUUCUAGCAGUGUUCUUGUUUUUCACAGGAAGUGCAGAUACCAACCAUUCUGAAAAGGCUGGAUUCACACAAAAAACAGAGGACUCUCUCGACAGAGACUUUGAAAGACACAGAUAUAAGCGAGCUCUUUUUGGACAUGAACAUGACUACUUCCGACAAUAUUAUAAAGAUAUUAACCGUCUUAAUGACUAUUGUGAUGUUAGAAAUAAUGGAAGAAUAUCAUACUCAGGCUGGAAACAGUUGGGAUCAACUUCCUAUACUUCAGCCGUUAAUGACUCAACCAAGUACUAUGCAUCUCAAGCAAAGAAGGGUUUUAAUGUGAAUUACCAGAUCAAUAAGAUCAGGGCGAUCAUACGUCAUCGGAACGAAACCGCUUUUAAACCCCGCAUUAAAAAGAUAGUACAACUGAAUAAGAUUGUAUAUAAACAAGUUGUGGGCCCAGAUGAAGGACAUAGCCAUGUUAUCAAUCUAUGGGUGAAGGGAUUGAAGCAAAUUGAAAACGGAGUGAAAAUGGCCAAGUACAAGUCGCACGCGUACGGGCGCAAGAAAAGAGGCAUUCCAUUUUUCCUGGCAGCACUAGGGAUCGCCGGGUGGGCCAAGCUAAAGAUCGCCUUAGGUCUCGGUGGUACCGCAGUUGCAGCCGCUUCAUCUGCUUAUGCUGGAAUAUUACUUCAAAAUAACCUACGUCGCCAAACAUUUUCCAGAGAUGUAUCUAGUGGCAGUGCAUACGGAAGAAGUAGAAGUACAAGUACUGUGAGACGCACAAGUACUAUUGGAAAUUCCAGAAGAAUGCUAUGUCCCUUUCUGUUUAUUAAGCUGUCACAGAACUGGUUAAAACUGGCAUUUACAUCAGCUAGAACUAUCAAAAUAGAUGCAUCAAUUUCUCCACUGGCUACUCCCAAACAAUUUGAACAAUUCAUUCAGGCAGCAAGUGUUUCCACCAAUAAAAUGAAAAGAAUUGAUUUCAUCCAGAAGAACUGUUUGAACUGUGGACUGUUUGAAAUAUUUUGCACCUGCUCAGAAAUCCAUUCACAGCCUGCCUUUGAAUUUGAAAAGCUGUUUUUAAUUAAAUAAAUUUUCUAGAUAAAUAAUACUUUGAAUUUUUAACAGUACAAUGGUGUGAAAGUUUGAAGGCUGUUAAGAUUUGAAUAUCUUUACUUGAAUGUAUUCUGACAGGCGCGUAGCUACCUAUACGCAAAUACGCAGAUGUGUACACAUCGUUUUCAAAUU